CCCUCUUGUCUACUUUCCAACCAUCAACUUGUUUUUACACAGACAAGUGUCCUUAGUCUUACAAUAAUGACAUGACUCAUUGUCACCUCCUUCCUUUUCAUUCAUCAUCUAACCAUUUUCAAUUCAUCACAUGACAUGUGUUCACCAAUAACAAAAUAAAUGAAAAAAACACACUCUAGUUACUAGUUAGCACCUAGAUAUAGUAACUAACUAGUUUAAUAAACUAGUAACUUGACACAUUAUUAUUCUUAAAAGUUUUUUCUGCCACCAACACCAAUGAGUUCAGGUUUUGUACCUUCUCCCUCUUCACCACCUAACUCAUCUACCGAGUUUCUUGAUGGAUUAAAGUUUGGUCAAAAAAUCUACUUUGAAGAUGCAACAAGUACUGUUGUUGUACCAGCUUCUCAAACCAAACCUAAUGCUAUUGGUGUUGGUGGCUCUUCUUCUUCAUCUUCAUCUUCAGGAAUGAAGAGGGGAAAUAAUCAUCCACCUAGGUGUCAAGUUGAAGGUUGUAAAGUAGAUCUGAGUGGUGCUAAGGCUUAUUAUUCUAGACAUAAAGUUUGUUGCAUGCAUUCAAAAUCUCCUUCUGUUGUUGUUUCUGGUUUGGAGCAAAGGUUUUGCCAACAGUGUAGCAGGUUUCAUCAGCUUCCUGAAUUCGAUCAAGGAAAACGAAGUUGCCGCAGGCGUUUAGCUGGCCAUAAUGAAAGGCGGAGAAAGCCUCAACCAAGCUCCUUUUUAACCUCGCGUUCUCCCAAACUCUCCUCGCCUACUUUUGGUAACAAUGGCAAAGGUAAUAAUGAUUUUCUGAUGGAAUGUGCUUCAUACCAAAAAAUUUCUAUGGGAAAUGCAUUAUCAACUCCAAGAUCAGCCAAGCCAGUUCCCGGUAAUCAAGCAACACAAUUUACCUGGCAGAACAACUCAUCGACAACAUCGGACUUUUUCCUACAAGGAACAAACUUCCAUGCUCCUCCUACUAGACAUCUUCCAAUAAUGGAUAACUACAAUGAAGUCACAGACUCGAGCUGUGCUCUCUCUCUUCUGUCAAACCAAACAUGGUGCUCUAGAAACACAACACCACCAAGUGUUGAGAUGAACAACUUGUUGAAUUUCAAUGGUUCACUUACUACACAAUCUUCUCAAGUUGUACCCGAUUAUCAACUUCAAACAAAUGCUUCUUCUUGGUUUUUAAAGGGCGUUGAUUCUCGUAACUGUCUGUCUCCCGAGGCUGUUCCUGAUCUUGGUCUCGGUCAAAAUUCGCAGGCUAUUCAUAGUGAUCUUCAUGGUGAGCUUGAUGUGUCACAAGGCAAGAGGCAUUACUGGCCACUUUAAUUAAUACUCUUGUUUGCUGUCAUUUGUGAAAUUAUAACUGGUGGCAUUGGAACAACAAAUGAGAAGGAAGAUUGUGACUAUUUGAUGAAUUACUAGACUGUUACUACUGGUUAUUUUAUUUUGGAACUUUGGAUUCUUGAUUUUGUUUGUUUGAACUUAUGAACAAGAUUUGUUUCAUUUUGUGGAACAUUCAGGCAUUAUUGUUUUGGUCUAUGUGAACAAUGUGGGUUGCUUUUUAGUA
This is a messenger RNA of Medicago truncatula (barrel medic), 1570 nucleotides long. RefSeq names its product squamosa promoter-binding-like protein 15. The record is from RefSeq and is a predicted model, not a curated record. Gene Ontology annotation, cellular component: nucleus. Lineage: Eukaryota; Viridiplantae; Streptophyta; Magnoliopsida; Fabales; Fabaceae. Gene Ontology annotation, molecular function: DNA binding. The transcript is spliced from 3 exons. The coding region runs from base 277 to 1329 and encodes 350 amino acids.